CAGCUAACUUCAGUUCGUUCAACAUAACCAAAACCACGUGUGAAGUGUGUGUUAUAUUUUGAUUAUUUAAAUGCUAUGAAAUAAAAACCAUGGGUAAAUUCAGAUCGAAAAUAAAAGGUUCCUCAAAGGGGAAAAGAUGGCAGAAGGGUCAGUCAUCGAAUUCAAACCCGAAAACCCAGAAAUACCGGGAAAUGGCAAAAUCCCGGUUCUUCCAGGAGAACCUUAAUAACUCAGGUCUAACUCAACAAGCGCUACAGAAGCAUGACUAUAUGACCCUCUACGGUCAUAAUAAGAAAGUUGACGAUGAGCUGACUAUAGCUAAAGAGUUUGAAAGUAUGUCAGUGCGUACUGGCGAUGAUGACACGGAAACAGAAUACACUGGCUCACAGAAGUCUGGAACAUUCAAAACGUUUCAGACGUUUGCGUCAGAUUGGAGUCAGUGCUCUAAUAUUAGUUUUAGCAAACUCCUAACAAGGUUUGAUUCAAACAAUGCAGUACACAAAGAAAUGUUGGCAGUAUUAGCCGCAGUUACUGAAGUUAUCAAGGAACAAGGAGGCAAGGAGACCACUACAGAGUAUUUUGCAGCUUUGAUGCAAACUCUAAAAUCGUCAGAGGGUGAAGAAAGCCUAGUAGCCACAUUAUCCCUGCUUUCAAUGGGCAUCAAAUCUGUCCCACAAGCAGUAUUACGGAAACAGUUCUCAGAUUCUGCGGCGAUAUUCAUGGAUAUAUUGGAAAAGAAUGCGAAUUCUGAAAACGGGACCUUAUUGCGUAGUGCUAUAGGUUGUUUGUCAGUUUUAUUGAGGGCACAAGAGUAUGCGGUCUGGGGGCACUCGUCGACGAUGAAAGUGUUUGACUGUGUGCUCGCUUUUACUAUACAUUCGAAGCCAAAGGUACGAAAAGCAGCCCAACAUGGCAUUACGUCAAUACUCCGAGGCAGCUGUUUUAUGAUACCAUCAGAAGAUCAGAAGAAUAAGGUGAAACUCCACCCAGCCGCAAACCGUGUAGCGGAAUACUGUCUACAAGGAAUCAAACCGGAAGCCUUGCUCUCCGGUCACAGGACUGUGUUGCACACGCUGGCUAUGUUGCGCGAUGUGUUGCCAGCUUUCAGUAAGGAUAAUAUUAAGAUCACCUGCGAAGCGAUCCUCUCGCUAAUGACACACAAUAAUAUAUACAUUAAAACGUGCUGUCUCCACACGUUGCACGCUUUAUUCUCAACGCCCAUAGAUUCGUCGAACAUAACCUCAAACCUUGCGAUACAGUUGAACAGAGCGUUAAUGGCGGCUAGACCGCCGGCGAAUGAUACGGGGCAGAUAUUGGCGUGGGCUACAGUGCUGCAACAGGGAUACGGGUGUUUAGCUGGGCUCGAUAUAAACUUGUGUGUACCAAACCUGCCAGCGUUCGUCGGCAUUUGUGUGUCGGAACUGUGGCUCUCAGACGUUGCUGAAGUCAACGCAGCUUCUACCAACGCACUGAAAGCAAUUCUUCUGGACUGCGUGAAGCCGGCGCUAGACUCGGAGGAAUGUUUGGUAAAACACAAGUCACAUAUCGACGCCAUCUUUAAAACAAUCGGAACGGGUCUUGAUAAUCCGUUCAACCAAGCUAUCAAACAUGUUAUUCUGACUAUAGCUGUUUGUUUUGAGAUCGGAAACGAAAAAGUAGCAAACUCUCUCGGACCAUUACUAAAGAAACUCAACGAUCGUCGCGAAAGUCACAACUUUUUCAACGAAAAAGAAGCUGAAUACGCUACAGGGUGCGCUAUAAAAUCCCUAGGACCAGAAUUCGUGUUAAAAAUCAUUCCCAUACGAAACGGAGAGACAAUAAACCUAGAUAGAAGUUGGUUACUACCCGUGAUGAAGGAAAAAAUAACCAAUUCCAACCUAAAAUACUUCGCAACUGAUAUUCUAGAAUUGGCCACUUUUUGUAGGCGAAAAUCCCGUGAACUAGCCGAAGCAAAUGAUACUCCCGGGUCUCACACUUACGAUCUAUUGUGCAACCAAUUCUGGGCCUUAUUGCCCAGUUUCUGUAACUCUCCUAAAGACAUUAAGGACAGUUUUAAAGUGAUUGCCAGAGUUUUGGGGAGUGUUUUAAAGGAUAAUCCAGAGUUUAGAUUGUCUGUAAUGGCGGCUUUGAGGAAGUUGAUUGCGUGUUCUGUGGAUAGUGAUGGAGAUAAGGCGGAAUUGGGGAGGUUUGCUAAGAAUUAUGUGCCGAUUCUACUAAAUAUAUAUAUGUCGCCGGCUAAAGGGAGUACCGCGGAGGGACAGAGGCUAGCUGCAUUGGAGACUAUACAGGUAUACCUCACAAUAUGCGAUCAAACGUUACGCGAAGAGCUAUUCACAAACGCGCUCCAACAACUAGAGACCUCCGAAAACAAUCACUUCCAACGCGAAUCGAUUCUCGAUAUAAUCCGUCUGCUCGUACUCUACCAAAGUAGCGAACAAAUUGCUAACCUUUUUGACAAAUGGGUAUACCCAUUAUGCGAAACAGUACUGGAAAACCCGAAAAAACACAAAAAAACUAAAAAAGAAAACCAAGACAAAAUGGACGACGAGAAUAAUGAAGAUGGUAAGGAUAAAAAAGAAUUACGCUACAAGGACAAAGCGAAAUUGCUUGAAAUGGAACACAAAAAAGCGUACAGGAUAUUGGAAGAGAUAUUCAAAAGUGAUAAUGAUAGUUGUCAAGAGUUUUUGAAGUCGAAUUAUAAGAAAAUAAAGAAACUGUUGAUGACGUCGCUCAAUAAAGUGGCUGAUAGCAGCAAGGCGGCUAGAUUAAGAUGCAUAGAACACUUGAUUACCAUGCAGUCGUCGAAUCUCAAUUCUGAAAGUAAACUCAUCAAAUCGGCUAUAGCCGAAUCGGUUAUAUGCACUAAAGAUAUCAACACUAAGUGUAGGGAAUGUGCGUUUAGUGUUAUAACCGCGAUCGGGAAUAUACUGAAGGCACAGGAUGGAGGCAUGCAAGCGUUCAUAGACAUGUUACAAUCGGGUCUCUCCGCACCCCUACCGCGUAUAGUUGGUGCCACAAUCCGAGCAUUAUCAUCAGCUCUUUACAACUUUUCCGAGGAGAUGGGCCUGGAACUGGUCCAGGGGCUGCUGGAGACGAUGGCUGGAAUGAUGAUGAACGGGAAUAGGGAGAUUGUGGCUGCUGCUAUGAGUUUUUUGAAGGUAUACACAAAAGUGCUCCCCACAGAAGUUCUCUCCGGCAGCUUACCGCUAUUGUUCAAAACCCUGUCCACAAUGUCGGAGGAUUGCAAGCGACAUUCACGUUUGGAAAUCGGAUAUUUCCUCUCCCGUAUGGCGAGGAAGUUCGGUUCGGAAACCAUUGAGAAGUUAAUACCGAGAGAGGAUGAAAUUAUGCUGCGUAGACUGAGGAAUAUCAGGAAGAUGGAUAAUAGAAAGAAGAGGAUGAAGGAAGGAAGAGAACAAGAAUCCGAUUCUGAAACGGACAUAGCCGUGAAAGGCACGUCCAAGACCCUAGAGGACAUUCUGAAGGACUCGGACUCAGAAAUGGAGUACUUGGACGAGGAGAGACCUAAAGCGAAGGCCAAAAAGGGCAGGAACCAGGCCUGGAUUCAGGAUGAUCCGGAGAAUAUCGUGGAUCUGGCUGAUGUUUCUUCCGCUAGGAAGAUUACUGCUACGGAUCCAAAGAAGAAACGUGCGGUCGAAGAAAAGGCGCAAAAGAAGAAAGAUGGCGGCUUCCGUACAGCGCCCGAUGGCAGGUUGAUUAUAGCUGAUGAUGACUUCGGUGAUGAUGAUGAUGAUGAGCCCAAGCCCAGUGGUGAUAUAGAUAGUGAUACUGAUGAUACAGAUGGUGAAGAUAAUGAGAAACCUUCGAAAUUAGUGAAACCAGGAACUAAACGACGUUACGAUGAUAUUCUCAGUAUAAAGAGCGGACGGACGAAUAGAAGUAGGGCUUCCACUGCCACUGUGGCUUCUAAAUAUAAGGCUGGAGGAAAGGGUAUUCACAGACCACUUGGUUCAGCAGCAUCUGUAACAUCUGUAGGAACAGAUUACCGCUCAAAGAAAGCGAAGGGUGAUAUUAAAAAGAAGGGAAAACCGGAGCCGUACGCGUAUCUACCGCUGUCGAGGAAGAAUCUUAAUAAGAGGAAAAAGGCUGUUACAACGAAACAAUUCAAAGGCAUAGUCAAGUCCAAGACAAAAGGUGUUAAAAUAAAGCCGAAUAAAAAAUAAUAUUGAUUAAGUUAUUUAAGUUUGUUAUAUUUAAGGUUUUGUAGAAGAAAAGUGAGGAAUUGAUAGUCGAAAUUCUCAUAAUAUCCUGGUCAUAAACAAUAUACUGUUAAAUAUAAAGCUUUCGUAAUAAUUCAUGUUGAUUUUAUUAACUAUUUAAAAAGUUACGAAUUAUUGAUAUAUGGUAAUAUUUAGCUUCACUUUUUGUCCAUAUAAUUUCAUUCUUCUAUAACUUUUUUGCUGCUUUAUAUAGCUUAUUACGAUUUAGUACGAUUCAAACUUAAUGGCGGCUCGGAAGUUAGGUGCGAGUGCGGGUGCGCACAGGUCCCUUAAUGUCCCGCAAAUCAUUACUACAUCUUAAUAUAUAUAAAUCUCGUGUCACAAUGUUUGUCCUCAAUGGACUCCUAAACCACUCAACCGAUUAUAAUAAAAUUCGCACACCAUGUGCAGUUCGA
Colias croceus (clouded yellow) is the source of this 4636-nucleotide messenger RNA. Its product is annotated as RRP12-like protein. The transcript has 19 exons. NCBI's taxonomy places the organism in Eukaryota, Metazoa, Arthropoda, Insecta, Lepidoptera, Pieridae. The coding region runs from base 90 to 4184 and encodes 1364 amino acids. The record is from RefSeq and is a predicted model, not a curated record.